ACAUCGAUCAAUCUUUAUUAUGGUCAACCAUGGAUAUAACAACGCCAUUGGAACCCUCAGACAGUUUUCCCAUUAACUCGCCGCCGGAGAGCCAUUCCUUUCUCUGCGAAAAUGAGUUACUGUCAUUACAAAGUACUGAGCUAAAUACGUCAAGUCUCAUUAAUAUGCCUCACGGCCAAUUUAGCAUUACAGACGGCUUACAUCCCAGUGCAUUGUUGCCAGAGACUCAACAACUUCUUAUUUCUUUAUAUUUUGAUCAUAUACAACCUUCAUUCCCUCUCUUCCGCAAGCCAGUAUUCUACGCAGAUCUCAUCGCAAAUAAUAUCCCGGACAUGCUUCUAGCAGCAAUGUUCGCUGUCUCAUCGCGCUUUCUUCCCUCACGGCAAGUUUGCAAGUUGUUCGGCGACAACUCCCAACCAUGGGACGAUUUUUCUCGCAUUGCACAACAAGCAUACCAGGAUGAAAUCCUGAAAAAUGACCCCGUGCCGUUAACAGUCGUCAAGGUGGCUUGUCUGCUUGCUUUAUACGAAAGUACGAAAGCCCCUAGUCGACAAGGGUGGCUUCUCGUCAAUAACGCCGUGCGUCUAGCGCUUAUGGCUCAGCUCCAUCAAAUUGAUACUAGAGAUUUUCCGGUUACGGUAUCUGCAGCUGAGAAGGAAGAAUGGAGGUUUGUAUGGUGGACUGUUUGGAGGCUCGAUUGUACUUUGAAUGUUACCGCGUGUGCACCUUUCGGAAUCGACGAGCAGAUGAUCGGGACAGCACUUGUAUCCACCACAGUCGAGGAUUUUACAUGCAAUAUCGUCCAAACCACCACCUUCCCGUCAAUUCCAGAGAUGGACCCCGUCAAGUUCUGGACUUCACCUGGAGGUCCUCAAGUUUGUGAUGCAGGCGAUGGAUUUAACAUCCAUCUCUUCGCAACGUCGCUGCUACGGGCGGUUUCGGAAUGCCAGCAACGUUUAAAUAUUAAACCCACGGUCGAAGAUAUCAAACGUGUUGCAGCACUUGUCGAUAUCCUUGCUUCUUUACAUCUCAUUCUACCGGACUGGUUUUUUGAGCCUUCCCGGCGAGAUACGGAGAGUGUUUAUUGUCAUCGGAUUAGACUGGAAAUUAUCAUAAUGCUGAAUACAGCCCGCCUCAUAGUCCAUGAACCACUCCGGCAGCUAAUUCAAGCAAUGGAUCUAUCCCCGAACCAAAACUCGCACACUGUCUCACUAGAAAGUUGGUGCGACAGUAUAAGUUUCGCCGAGGCAAUCGCUCGGGUUCUCGAUAGCUGGCCAUCAGCCUACUUUGCCAUCUCAGACCCGAUUAUAACAUGUGCUAUUUGGCAUGCGUAUUGCGCCAUGACGCUCUACAGCAUGUCUGGGUUGGAAUCAUCAACAUCAGAUGCAAGGACACAGACCUCACUAGAGAGUCUGCGGAUAUCAUUGGAGAGAUUUACAACAUAUUGGCCUAUUGCCAGGGUAUUACAAGGCUCACUCCAAGAAUUUCGAGCGUGGAGCUGGGCUACACUUGAUGUUCGAAGAAUUGUGCUACUGAUUCAUCAUAUCAGGACGGCAUUGAGUCCGUUUGCGAGCGACCCGGGGAAGGUCGAUGUGAAAUUGAUAUGUGAUUCUGUUCUUUGA
Molecule: messenger RNA, 1622 nt
Organism: Talaromyces stipitatus ATCC 10500
Lineage: Eukaryota; Fungi; Ascomycota; Eurotiomycetes; Eurotiales; Trichocomaceae
Exons: 3
Coding region: 30-1622 (530 amino acids)
Biological process (GO): DNA-templated transcription
Cellular component (GO): nucleus
Molecular function (GO): DNA binding; zinc ion binding
Source: RefSeq, a predicted model, not a curated record